Molecule: messenger RNA, 1077 nt
Organism: Adineta ricciae
Lineage: Eukaryota; Metazoa; Rotifera; Eurotatoria; Adinetida; Adinetidae
Source: the annotation of a GenBank genome assembly
AUGAAUUCGGAUUCAUCGAGUUCUCCAAACAACGAACCAACAAGUGAUCCAAGUCUGAUAGACUUGGAUGAAGCUCUCUUACCUUUUACCAAUGGUAACAGCGCAAUUGAACAAUUAUCAUUUGGCGCAGGGCAUGAACAACUGGAUACAUCACCACUGUUACCAAAUGAUAUGUACGCCACGAUACCAGAGGCGCAGACUGAGUAUCAAGACACAGUUGAUACGUCUGGAACAACGUUAUCAGAGUGCCAAUCAAUAGCGGAGCUUUUGGAAGAGCCGAUGUCCUACGAAGAUUUCAAUGAAAUUUUGCAAGAUCCAGCAUCGGAUACACAAGAAGUGGAGCAUAAUAAUAACGGUACUAUCCCGGUACAAAGCGAUCCGACUGCGAAUCAAGCAAUAGCUUCCAUCGCUAACUUCUUGCAGAAUGCUAUGAACGAAGUUUCUGAGGAGGCUAUUCUUCAAACGACGAUGGACGCCAUGCAACGUAACGGUCAGCCGCUCAUGCACAUGGCCCGUCAACCGAACGCGCACCACCGUUUUCGCUACCGUUCAGACAAUAUUCGCUACCUAGAAGAAUCACGAACGCAUCCAAUGACGAUCGGGUUACCGAAUUUGACCGGCUGUUUAAAAGAAGUCUAUCAAUCCUUUUGGAUUCAAUGCACAAUUGUUACGACUCAGAACAAUCCUCAACGACGAGUUUUUGUGCAUCAACAUGAAAUUUCAUACAGAGGUCAAGGUGCUAUAGAAAAUGGACUCCAUUCGUUCCGUAUUCCAUUGACAGCAGAUGAUAUUCUCCAUCGCAGAAAGAUAUUUCGACAUUUUUCUGUGAUUAAGACAUUGCGCAAUGACUACAUUUACGGCUUAACUCCCUUCGACCCUUUAAUGAACGUCGACCAUAUUUUUCCAUACACGAUUCCAGAUGACGCGAAUCUGUCGAAAAUGAAAAGGGCCAAACGGUUUGACCGCGAAUUUCAUACAAACGAAUAUCGUAUUGUAUGCGAAUUGAUGGUGAAACAACGCAAUCGUUGGCAUUCAACCGGUGUAUAUUGUCAAACGCACGUUGUCACGGACAAAUAA